Dryobates pubescens (Downy woodpecker) is the source of this 726-nucleotide messenger RNA. RefSeq names its product splicing factor 3b subunit 5 (gene SF3B5). Gene Ontology annotation, cellular component: precatalytic spliceosome; U2 snRNP. The coding region runs from base 74 to 334 and encodes 86 amino acids. The record is from RefSeq and is a predicted model, not a curated record. The transcript has a single exon. Gene Ontology annotation, biological process: mRNA splicing, via spliceosome. NCBI's taxonomy places the organism in Eukaryota, Metazoa, Chordata, Aves, Piciformes, Picidae.
GUUACGUCGCUUCCGCUCGCCAUUUCGUGCAGCGUCUCUCCCCAGGGCCUGAGCUGCUCGCGCCGCCGCCAUCAUGACGGAUCGCUACACCAUCCACAGCCAGCUGGAGCACCUGCAGUCCAAGUACAUCGGGACGGGCCACGCCGACACCACCAAGUGGGAGUGGUUGGUGAACCAGCACAGGGACUCAUACUGCUCCUACAUGGGCCACUUCGACCUGCUCAACUACUUCGCCAUCGCCGAGAACGAGAGCAAGGCGCGCGUCCGCUUCAACCUCAUGGAGAAGAUGCUGCAGCCCUGCGGGCCUCCCGCCGACAAACCCGACGAGUCCUAGUCCGCCCCGCCCGGGUCCCGGCCCUGGGGCAGUGUGCCGUAGGGACGGGUUGGCUGGAGCUCCGUCGAGGUCGCCUGUCUGCCAGCCGAAGCCGAGCCUGGCACCACUGGACUGCCCCUACACCCGCAGGAGAGCCUGAGGAACUGUCCCAGUGAGCACGGGGAACUUCGGCGUCCGCGGCCCUCCGCCCUUGUGGUCCAUCUGCUCUCGUGUAUUGUUCCCUCCAAAGACUGUUUACAAGGAGUCAUGUAAAACACCUCCUGAACGGCUUUGAUUCAUUUGCUGUACAACCCUUCGUUUUUUUUACAAUGAAAAUUAAUAAAACUUAGUGGGCAUUUAUAAUGUUUUGUUUGGUAAUCUGCUAAUAAGAGCUUUUUGUUUUAAAACGAGUG